AUGGCUGGCGAAUCCAGCCCUGAUCCGCUUCAGGAGCCCGGCUCCAAUCACCUUCUGAAGGAUAAUACUCCAAGCGAUAAUUCCACUUCCAGCGUGGGAUCACAGCGAGGCUUGCCAAACCAGCUCCAAGACUUGCAGUCGACCACCACCUGUGUCUUGCAAGAUGAGAAAAAGAGCCAGCAUCGCGUAGUACAGUCAGAAAAAUCAGAGGAGAAGCAGGUUCUUGAGGCGAAUGAAUUGUUCGCUUUUGCACCGCAGCCAAAGCACAAGCCUAACCAGUUCUCUGGCCGCAAAAAACAUCUUAAUUUUGAUUUCAAGACCCUUAAAUCUCCAAAAGGUGAGGCAGACAGGCCUGUUGUCGACACAUCACCUCCUGAGUACGGCACACCAAGUCAAUACUGGGAACGGACUUCUCCCAAUAACAGUCAUGAUCAACAUCGCCAAACUGCCGGUUCUCAGACAGACAAUUCAUCGAGCUGUAUCCGUCAGGAAAAGCAAAGCCGAUCAAUCACUGAUGAUCUGGAUCUGAACUCUGUCCAGCCCGAAUUGGAGCAUGUAAGCAUUCGGGCUGGGAUGCCGACUCGGCAUAUCUCAGGUGGAAUGAGCCCUCCGUUCGAAAACCAUCCAGCUGUAGAAGACGUUUCAAGAUCCCGAAGAAACAGUAUCGAUUACCGUCCGGGUUCCACCGUGGAAGGCCGCAUCAAGGGUCGCCCUUUUGCUGAUGCCGACGCUGGCCUUCCUGGUUUCUAUCGAACACCUGUCCAGGAAUCAGGCCGAAGUCCAGUCAUUGACAGAGUUAACAUAUCAUGCCUCAACAGCCCUCAAGGAGCAACAAACGGCAUGGUCAAGCCCGCGCAUGCAUCAGACCAAAGAAUGGAGACCAUGAUUUCAGUCAAUACGCCACAAGCCCACGAUGGGAACACUUUCGAGAGGGUCAUACGUGAACAGAAAUUCCACACGCCCAGCUAUAACAAGCAGCACCUCGAAGAAAAUGUGUCCCCACCGUGGGCAAGCAACGACGGCACCGUACUACUCGACAGCAGCCAAUUCGGUUUUUCCGACACGAACAACGAGAAUCUGUUCCUCAACGCACACUUUCACGGCAGUCAAAUGUUUCAAAAAGUCGACAGUCGCGUCUUCGUCAUCAAGAACGACAUAAGCCACGUGCAAAAAAGCCACUUCGAUGUACUUCAGAGCAUGAUAACUCACCACAACAGGUUUCUUGAGGAUGCGAAACUGACGGAAGAAAGUAUGAAAAACGAGAUCGCAGGUCAGGAGCGGGCAAUAGAGGCAUUAAAGACACACAUGGAAAUGUCUUAUCUACGCCAUGAACAAGAUCAAGAGCACCAGAAGGCCCUUAAUGCCGAAAUAUCUUCACUGCUGCAGAAGAACGACGAAAUCAUUGCCAUCAUGGCUCAACGUGAUGGUCGAGAGAAAGAGCUGGAAGCAGAGGUUGCCAAACUUCGAGCUUUGGGAAAGGGGCAUGCCGCGGAGAUGUCCGAAUUGAAAAUCAAAUGUGAAGAGAAACAAUCCAAGCUGGAAAAGUUGAAAGAGAAAGGACGCGGAUACAAAGAUCAUCUUAACAAGGCCAUUGCGGAGCACCAGGAGCUCUGGCAGCAAUCCAAGGACAUCAGCCAGAGGGCAAUCGAUGACAUGAGAAAGGAACAUCAGGAGUCCGAAAAGCACUUCCACUCGACCUUGAAGGAGAAAGAAGCUGCUCAAGACAAUCUGAAUCGCAUAUUCGACGACAAAAGAGAUUUACUUCAUCAGGAAUUGCAUGCUGCUGCCUCAAAAACCAAGAGCUUGGAGUCGGCAAUGGAAAAGCUCGAGGGGAAUUUGCUUGCCGAAGCAGAUAAAACCAAAGGUUUGGAGGAACAGCUAAGCAAGAGCAGAGACCGGGAGGCUUUCUUGUUGCGGGUUGAAGACAACAUGAGACAGAUCUCUGACAAACUAAACGAAAUGCAAGUCAAGUCAGCAGAAGCAAAUGCUUUGCCAACCAGUAUCAUUGAAAGGUUUGACAAGAUCACAGCAUAUUUGCAAUCAGCAUCAUGGGCGGAUCUUGGGGACGAGAUGCGUCAAGCCCUGAAUAACUUUCAGAGAGAGCUCAUUCCACAUUCUACCAUUGAAGACAGGCUUCAGAGUCUUGAGAAGACCGUUCAGAACCAGGCGGUGCUAGCUCAAACAGAACGCCAAAAACAACAAGAGCAACUACUGCAGCAAAUAUCCGAAGAGAAGAAGGAAACCCAAAACCUGUUCCUGUCUCUCCAGUCCAGGGAUAUUCAAAUGACAGAAAUUUCCAACGCUGUUUCCGAGCUGACGCGUAAGCUCCAAGAACUAAAGGCAUCCGUGGCCCUUGCUUCUCAAACUGGAACAACCUCAGAAGAAAUCCGAUCUCUGCAGGAACUUUUCCUCAGCCGGGAUCAUCAGGUUUCUGAGAUGCAGGCUGAGCUCAAAAUUCAGCGUGAAGCUCAAGAGGUAACGCUUCGCGAGCUGCGAGAGAGGCUUUGCCAAGCCGAGGAAGAUGUCCGUCAAAAGAGCGAGCUCGUCAAAGACUUGCAGCGUAAGACGCUUACCGAGAAGGACGGCUACGCCGCAAAGGAACAGGAGAAAAAACAAGAGUUGGAGCUUCGACUGAGACACUCAGAGGACUCUCGACAGAACAUCCAGAAGCAACUUUUUGAAAGUGAGGCAGAGAUUAAACGUCUCAAGACAUUGGAAGACAACUCCGGGGUUAUAAACCUUCGGAAAGAGCUCGACGAUGCAAACCAAAGGAUUAUCAAUCUUACUCUCAAGCUUCGAGAAACACAGACACCGGCUGUUGGCGCUGGAGUUUUUGAUCAGCUAGCUGAACAGCUUGUCCAGCUAAACAACAUGAAAGAAGAUAUCAGACAACUCAAGACAAGCGGCAAGACCUACACGACGGUCAGCAAACAACUUGCAACUAUGCUCCUCGAACAAGAUAACGCAAUAGGCGACGAUAUUCUAGCCCCCAACAGUAUAGUGGUACCAGAGCCAGAUCUCCCCGAUUUGCAACAAGGCGAUCCGGUCAAUCCACUGAAGAUUUUUGAAGUCACCUCCUCUGAAACAGCGCUAGUCCAACAAAACGGCAAGAAGACAGUGUUCCGCAGACCUGUCGAGGAACCGUACCAAGAGAUGCCUGGACCUUCAGCUGCGCAGGAGAAACUUCAUCGGAGGGUGUCACAAAACCAUGGUUCCCAUCCCAAGCCAAUCCUUCGUCAGCAAAGAAUGGCGACAGGGUCAUUGAAUGCUUCGACAGAGCCUUUGGUUACUCGGCAUGCCGGGCACUCUUCGUAUAAUCGACCUGUUCAGGGCGCUUUAAUGACCGGUCAAACUGCCAUCUCAGAUGUCAGAUCCAACCUUCUGGGUAAUCCUAAGGUUCAAUUAUCCUAUUUGAUGAAUCACGGUGAUUGGCAGAAGAUGACUACGCACGAGAGCAAAGGCAUUCAAAAAGGGACUAAAAGGGGCAGUAAUCUUCCACCAUCCGCUCAACGUCCGAAACGGUCCAAGGCCAGCUUUCCUGUGGACGAUGGUAAUGACGGGUCUUCAAUGGCUGGAGAGCAAAAGAUGGCCAACUCUCAGAAGAUCGAGUCAUCACAGCAAACCGAGAUGGACAGCACUCAGAGUUCCCAAGAGGAGUCCCAAAACAACGACCACACUUCAUGUCAUUUUCAUCAAAGUACGCACAAGCCAGGUGCCGAUUCAAUCUGCCAGGGGAACGAAUGA
Messenger RNA from Colletotrichum graminicola M1.001, 3744 nucleotides. RefSeq lists its product as uncharacterized. The record is from RefSeq and is a predicted model, not a curated record. Lineage: Eukaryota; Fungi; Ascomycota; Sordariomycetes; Glomerellales; Glomerellaceae. The transcript is spliced from 6 exons. Bases 1 to 3744 code for a protein of 1247 amino acids.